AUGCUACUUUGGCAAGAUCGCGAGGUUCGGUUCGACAUCGAGCCAGAAGAGCUCAAAGAACGCCCUGGCGAGGAAAUUCUAGCGACAUUCAAUCCAGUGGAAGACACGAAAGGCAACAACGGAAUGCGAGGAAUAUUGAAGAUUUCAAACCUAAGAGUGAUCUGGGUCACUCCCAGAACCAGUUCUUUGAAUUUGUCCAUCGGUUUCAAAAGCGUAGUUGAUGUGACGAAGAAAAAUACGCAAUCGAAGCUUAGAGGAGUCAUAACAGCGUUGCAUAUUACUGCUAGAGGGCCUUCCACAAGAUAUGAAUUUAUUUUCACAUGCGUCGAGCCUAAAAAUCCGGAAGGAACGAGCAAUGUUCGCGACUCCCGCCUCUUCGAUACAAUUCAAAAGAUCUUGUUCGCCUAUCGAACGAGUAUGUUCUACCGCGAAGUGAAUCUCCGUUCCGUUCUCUUUGAAAAGAACAACUUUAAACUUCUGGACCACGAGCGAGUGUACCAAGAAGUGCCAGGCGUUUGGAAUCUCAGCGCUGACCAGGGAAAUCUAGGCUCGUUUAUUUUCACGACUGUUCGGUUAAUUUGGUAUGCGGAGAAUAAUCGCAUGCACAAUGUUUCCAUGCCCUGGUGUCAAAUGGAAGUCGUCAAGAUCAGCCCUUCCAAGUUCGGCGUUGCCUUCGUGGUCAAAUCAACCCCUGCUAGUGGAAAAUACACGCUUGGAUUCCGAAUAGAUCCUGAAGAAAAAAUGCGGGAAGUGGCAAAACAAGCAGCUCAGCUCUUCAAAGCGCAUAUUGCCGCUCCAGAAUUCGGCGUUCGUGAACAAAAAGUAAAACAGACGAAUUUAUCAGAAGGGACCUUUGACGAAGACGUCGAGAUCACCAAGUCAACCCUCGAUCCCAGACUCAUUUAUGGCAGUGCGGAAGAGAUCGAGGAAACAGAAUUCAAUGAAGAUUUAGGACUGCUUUUCCAGAAACUUCCGGACGGCGUUACGCUGGAAGAUCUAUGGGAAUUUAAAGACUAG
Molecule: messenger RNA, 1017 nt
Organism: Oikopleura dioica
Lineage: Eukaryota; Metazoa; Chordata; Appendicularia; Copelata; Oikopleuridae
Source: the annotation of a GenBank genome assembly